AUGUUGCAACCGAAAAAACCGAUAGCCAAAGCACCCACUGUGUGGAGGAGCAUUCAAGCAAUUGUUCUUGUUUCAUGGCUAAACGUCUUGUUGAUAUUUAUCCCGAUAUCCUGGGCUGUGAACUUUGCUCUACCCGAUCAGCACACUCUUAUAUUUGUUUUUGCAUUUCUGGCUAUCAUACCACUGGCCAAGCUUCUUGCCUUCGCGACUGAUGAACUGUCACUACGAGUCGGUCAAACUCUAGCUGGUCUUCUCAAUGCCACAUUAGUUAGUGGUUCCGUCGAGCUCAUCGUAUCAAUUAUCGCGCUCGCAAAGUGCCAGCUUACAAUCGUCCAGUCGUCCUUGGUGGGCUCUAUCCUGAGCGAUAUCUUAUUGGUACUGGGCAUGUGCUUCUUUGCCGGUGGCCUCCGCUUCUCGGAACAGGGAUUUGGUCAAAGUGCUGUGCAACUUAAUUCAUCAUUACUCACCAUCAGCGUGAUUGCUGUUCUGUUACCUGGGGCUUUUCAUAUGGCUCUGCAGGGCCAACCACAAUAUGACGAAUUGUCAACUGAUUACAACAUAUUGAAAACUAGUCAUGGCGUGCGUGAAUUACUACUCGUGAUAUUCUACGCAUCUUAUCUGGUUUUCCAGUUAUUAUCGCACAAAGCCCUCUACGACGAUGACAAUGAAGAUGUGCAACAAACCAAGGGCUACACGGGCGAGAAUCCAUUCCAAUUGCUCAGGACACGUAAGAAUAUCAAGGAUGGUGAAACAGCGUCUUCCCCGAGUUCGGCACAAGAUGGAGAGGCAUCCACAACGUUAUCCCGCCCCGCAGAUGCCGACCCUGACGUGGAACCUGGGAUCCAUUCCACAUCAGUAGAGGCUGAGGCUCCUGAGCAACCACUGAUGAGCCUUGCUGUGUGCCUUUUGCUUUUGGUUGUUGUAACUGUGUUGGUUGCUGUUACUGCAGAGUUCCUCGUUGACUCAAUUGAUGGCUUGACUUCAUCUGGGUCGAUCAACAAGGAGUUCGUUGGUCUUAUUUUGCUUCCAAUCGUCAGUAAUGCAGCGGAACAUGCCACUGCAGUUACGGUGUCCGUCAAGGAUAAACUAACUUUAAGCUUGAGCGUUACUGUGGGUGCGAGCAUUCAAAUUGCGCUCUUUGUGAUUCCAUUCAUCGUGACACUUGGUUGGAUUAUGGAUAAGCCAUUGACACUUCUCUUUGACCCGCUAGAGUCCAUCGUAUUGUUCCUUUCCGUCCUCACUGUCAAUUACAUCGUGCAGGACGGCAAGUCAAAUUGGUUGGAAGGGAUGAUCCUCAUGUGCUUGUACAUGAUUUUGAUUGUAACGUUUUGGUUUUAUCCUGGUGAGUCCCUCGUCGAUGUAACUGAAGACUGUCCCACAUAUUGGAUGCUGUUCUCGCUAGGUACCCAAGGGAUCUUCCCAAGUUGUUAG
Molecule: messenger RNA, 1431 nt
Organism: Suillus subalutaceus
Lineage: Eukaryota; Fungi; Basidiomycota; Agaricomycetes; Boletales; Suillaceae
Product: calcium/proton exchanger
Exons: 16
Coding region: 1-1431 (476 amino acids)
Biological process (GO): intracellular calcium ion homeostasis; calcium ion transmembrane transport
Cellular component (GO): fungal-type vacuole membrane
Molecular function (GO): calcium:proton antiporter activity
Source: RefSeq, a predicted model, not a curated record